AUGGCGACCGCAGAGACGAUGUCCGUAGCUAUGUCUCUCAUCGUGCUCGCCGCGAUGUUCUCCACCCUUCCCGCCGCCCAUGUCGACGCCGGCUUCAUCUCCCGCACAUGCAAGAAGACCAAAAACGCCGCCAUGUGUGUGGCCGUGCUGCGCGACGACCCAGAGAGCGCCAAGGUCACCACCGUGCAUGACCUCGCCAGCAUCGCGCUGCAAAUCGCCAUCGCCAUCGCCGACCACAAUGGCGCGGUCAUCGGCGACCUGGCCAAAAAGAGCCAGGGUACUCCCCAGGGCGACGCGCUGAAUGCCUGCCUCGGGGCCUAUGUCGAUGCUUCCAUGGACCUCGACAUCGAUGGCCGCUCCGGCUUCGACGGCGGGGACUACGCUGGCACGUCGAAGCUCUUGUCGGGCGCAAAGGGCGCCGGCGAUGCGUGCGAGAACGCGUUCAAAGGGAUCGGCAAAAAGUCCCCCCUAACCACCAUUGAUAUCAUGAUGACAGAGCGCUGCAGUGUUGCCGCCGACCUCGUUGACCUGCUUUUCCACAAGUGA
Molecule: messenger RNA, 546 nt
Organism: Lolium rigidum
Lineage: Eukaryota; Viridiplantae; Streptophyta; Magnoliopsida; Poales; Poaceae
Product: pectinesterase inhibitor-like
Exons: 1
Coding region: 1-546 (181 amino acids)
Molecular function (GO): enzyme inhibitor activity
Source: RefSeq, a predicted model, not a curated record